CAAUGACAGACAACAAACAAUGCACUUCAGGGACCUGAGUGAUGUGACAUGUCAUUUGCCUUUUGUGCCAUAGUGUUGCGGUCGUUGCGGUUAUGUGUAGUUAAGUGUAGUGGACAUUGUAACCCGUCGCAUUGGUGACUGAUUUUGACAGAGCGUAAAGUUUGGUAACUGUGUUACAUGUUAAAUAAAACUAAUGGGUGUUGAUUAUAUCUUAUUCCUAAUAGACUUUGGUACCUGCUUGAGACUGUAAUUUUUAAUGUCAGUUUGUUUUUUUCUAUGAAGUAGUAUGUACCUGACAUUGGCACAUUACACGUACGCAUAGUGAAUUAUACGUGUUAGCAUAAAGUGUAGAGGAUUAUAGCAGCGUAAACUGGAUCUCUGAAAGUAUUAACGAGAAUUGUGUCGACGCAACAAGGAAUAUGACAUCAAGCUGGACAAAAGAGUUUAAAAUUAUAUGCCAGCGUUUACUUUUCCGGGUGGUAGAAGUAGUGUCCAGUGUUUUGUUUUGGGUGGUGUAUCAUGGCUCUGGAGAGAAGAUGCCGCCUAUUGAGAAUCUCCUUCUACUUGAUACUGCCACUGCAAUUGCUCACAAGAUACGGACACGGAAAGUGACAAGUGUAGAAGUGGUAAAAACCUUUAUUGCCAGAAUAAAAGAAGUGAAUCCUAUUUUGAACUGUGUAGUAGAUGAAAGAUUUAGUGAAGCAUUAGAAGAUGCUCGUAAAGUUGAUGAAUUCAUUCAGUCUGGAGUUAAAUCAGUACAAGAUAUUGAAAAAGAUACUCCUUUUCUCGGAGUGCCUUUCUCUACUAAGGACUGUCUCCAAGUUACAGGGUUAUCCCAUACAGCUGGUCUGCACUGCAGGAGAAAUGUUAAAGCCCCACAAGAUGCUGACACCAUAGCACUGAUGAGAGAGGCAGGAGCAAUUCCUUUUGCUAUAACAAACGUUUCAGAGGUCUGCAUGUGGUGGGAGAGCAAUAAUACGGUCUAUGGGCGGUCCAACAAUCCAUACAACACAAACCACAUAGUUGGAGGCUCUUCAGGAGGAGAGGGUUGCCUAUUGGCUGCAGCUGGGUCACCUUUGGGCAUUGGGUCCGAUAUUGGUGGAUCCAUCCGUAUGCCCUGUUUCUUUAAUGGUAUAUUUGGUCACAAACCCUCCAAAGGAAUUGUCUCAAAUCGAGGCCAACAUCCAUGUCCAUCUGAGGAACAAGAAAGCUUCUUGGGGGUUGGUCCUAUGUGUAGAUUUGCUGCAGACCUUUUGCCAACAUUGCGAAUCAUUGCUGGCACCAAUGUUGAUAGACUCCAGCUAGAUGCUAAGGUUGAUAUCCACAAGAUACAAUUGUUUUAUAUGGAGGAUGAUGGAGGAUCAGCUGUUGUAAGUGCAGUACACCCAGAGAUAAGAGUAGCUCUCCGCAAAGCUGUGUUUUAUUUUGAUAAGGCAUAUGGCAUCAAAGCACAGAAGGUUCAGAUAAAGAAAAUGAAGAAUUCGGCUGCCAUUUGGUUUGCUAAAAUGAAGACAAGAGAUGGACCAGCAUUUUCUGAACACCUCCUGGACUGUAAGGGCUCAGUCAAUGUGUACUGGGAGUUACUGAAAUGGUUGAUAGGUAUGUCUAACCAUACUUUCAUUGGAAUCACAACAGCACUUAUUGAAAAAUGGGGUAUUGAGCAUGGAAGUGAACAUCACAGGUACCUGAUUGGCCAGUGCAGUCAGCUAUAUGAAGAAUUACAAGAAAUGCUGGGAAAUGAUGGUGUGCUUCUAUAUCCAACACACCCAAUCCCAGCACCAUACCACAAUGAACCACUAGUGAAACCAUUCAACUUUUCGUAUACUGGCAUAUUCAAUGUUCUGGGAUUGCCUGCCACACAUUGUCCUUUGGGGCUGAGUUCACAAGGCCUUCCCAUUGGAAUACAGGCAGUUGCCUCUUUAAACCAUGACCACUUGACGCUUGCAGUAGCACUUGAAUUAGAAAAAGCUUUUGGUGGAUGGGUACCACCAUCAAUAAUAGUGUGACAUUUGCAUCGUGCCUUGACAAGAAUGUGUUCUGGAGUGCUGCAUAUAAUAAACAUAAGUAUUCAGUCUGGUUUUACCAGAAAACAAGAAGAUAUAUUAGUUGUUUUCAUUGCUUUCAAAUGGUCAGAAAGGUUGUGCCUACUCUUAACUGUUUUUAUAUAAAUCCAUCUGAUUAGUUAUUGAUAAGUUGGUGCAUACAUGAGAAAUGGCAGUUUGUAUUACAACUAUAUCAUGAAAAGAUGUGCCACCUGAAAGGUAUGUAAAUAAACACAUAUGUUUGAUAUCGUUUAUGUUAUAAAUACUUGUGCCUUUGUGAGAAUUUCAUCACAUACAACAUUAUUUGGUGAAGGAUUAUUAGACCUAUGCCAAAGCCAGAAACCCAUCCCUUGUAAGCUCUCCAACUCCUUGUUCAACAUAUAUAGAUACCAGCUCCAUCCACAGCCUGAGAAUGCAAUAUGCAAUUAUGUCAAGAACCCAUUUAACAUCAAGAUGAAACUUUGGGAGGAGACUGUUUAGAGGUAGGAGGAAUUAGCCUGGGAUCAUGUCCAAUGGUGUGCUCUACUACUGAACCUUAGAAUUUUACUGCCAGGUGUUUUCACUUUUACACUUUAUAUGGACAUUCUCUUUCUGCUACUGCAUCAGAUAUGACAGAUGUCAGGUACAGAGGAUUUGUUUAAUCAAUGCAGGCACUCAGGUUGUCUCAGCUUGAGUAUAAUUAAUUGAUUUGGAUACUAUAAUAUAUUAAAUCUUACUCCUUAGGUAGAAGUGAUAGGAAGAACUUAAAUACUUACAUCUCUUUAAAUACUUAUGUCACUGUGGAAGGGAUUUAAAAAUUAUAAUGGACUGCAGCAUCUUCAUGGCAUGAUGCUUAAUUAGGCAUGUAUAUCAUUGGCCAAGUCAAGUAAUUUGUUGUUCCAUGUAGCGAUAUGCUGUUUUCAUUUUUUACUAGCCUUGUUCCCUCUCUUAAAGAAAAUAGGCUUGUAAGAUCAACAUGCUGUGUGUUGUGUACCUCCCACUUUCAACUAUUGAAGCCAGUUGAUCUUCACAAAAUGUGGUAUGAACGUUAUGCCACUGGUGGCAUCUCCCAUGUCUUGCUUUUUAAUUUCCUGUAUUCAUUCACAACAUGACAUAUGUAUGAACCUUUGAGUCGGGAUUGACAUUAAUGCCUCUUAAUUCAGGAUUCUGAAAUGAUGUGUGACAGUAUAUCUUCAAAAAUUAUACAACUGACAUAAUUUUUUGUUGUCAUUGUUGAAUUAAGAUGAUAACAAAGCAGUCAUGUGAAAUUUUUCUUUAAAUUUCAGUUUGAUAAUAAUUAAAA
Messenger RNA from Cryptotermes secundus, 3324 nucleotides. RefSeq names its product fatty-acid amide hydrolase 2-A. The record is from RefSeq and is a predicted model, not a curated record. The transcript has 11 exons. NCBI's taxonomy places the organism in Eukaryota, Metazoa, Arthropoda, Insecta, Blattodea, Kalotermitidae. The coding region runs from base 420 to 2006 and encodes 528 amino acids.